CCGCCGAGUGAUUCCACGGGAGCGGCGCUACGGUGGCCGCCGGGGCUGGGCCGGGGCCGGGCCGCUCCGCCAUGGGUGGCCGCAUCGAGUGCGUGUUCUUCAGCGAGUUCCACCCCACGCUGGGGCCCAAAAUCACCUACCAGGUGCCCGAGGACUUCAUCUCCCGGGAGCUGUUUGACACCAUCCAGGUGUACGUCAUCACGAAGCCCGAGCUGCAGAACAAGCUGAUCACCGUGACGGCCAUGGAGAAGAAGCUGAUCGGCUGCCCCGUGUGCAUCGAGCACAAGAAGUACAGCCGGAACGCUCUGCUCUUCAACCUGGGCUUUGUGUGCGACGCCAGGGCCAAGGCCUGCGCGCUGGAGCCCAUCGUGAAGAAGCUGGCUGGGUACCUGACCACGCUCGAGCUGGAAAGUGGAUUCAUCUCCAACGAGGAGAGUAAGCAGAAGCUGGUUCCCAUCAUGACCAUCCUGCUGGAGGAGCUGAAUGCCAAAGGGAAGUGCACCCUGCCCAUAGAUGAGUCGAACACCAUCCACCUGAAGGUGAUUGAGCAGCGCCCAGACCCCCCCAUCGUGCAGGAGUACGACGUCCCUGUCUUCACCCAGGACAAGGACGACUUCUUCAACUCCCAGUGGGAUCUCACCACGCAGCAGAUCCUGCCCUACAUCGACGGGUUCCGGCACGUGCAGAAGAUUUCGGCGGAGGCCGACGUGGAGCUGAACUUGGUGCGCAUCGCCGUGCAGAACCUGCUGUACUACGGGGUUGUCACGCUUGUCUCCAUACUCCAGUACUCCAACGUCUACUGCACCACACCGAAGGUCCAGGACCUGGUGGAUGACAAGUGCCUCCAGGAGGAGUGUCUGUCCUAUGUCACCAAACAAGGGCACAAGCGAGCCAGCCUCAGGGAUGUCUUCCAGCUGUACUGCGGGCUGAGCCCUGGCACCACCGUGCGAGACCUCAUCUCCCGCUACACCCUGCAGCUCCAGAGGGUGGAUGAGAGGAGGCUCAUCCAGUUUGGUUUGAUGAAGGGCCUUAUCCGGCGGCUGCAGAAAUACCCUGUCAAGGUGGCCCGGGACGAGCGCAGCCACCCGGCCCGGCUGUACACGGGCUGCCACAGCUACGACGAGAUCUGCUGCAAGACCGGCAUGAGUUACAAGGAGCUGGAUGAGCGCCUGGAGAACGACCCCAACAUCAUUGUGUGCUGGAAGUGACUGACGCAGCCAUAGCCCCCGCUAGAGCCGUGUCCCCUCGCGCGUCCCCGCUGUCCCCGGAGCGCCCCGCUCCUCCGCGCCGCCAGGGGGCGCCAUGGCCGCCGUGGCCGGGCCGCUGCCGCCCGCCGAGGCCGAGGCGCUGGUGCGAGCCCUGCGGGGCUCCGAGCUGCGCGACAUCGGCGGGCAGGGGUGCGGGGACACGGCGAUGGGCUGUCUGUGGGGGGAGAACACGAAAGAGGGACUUUAAAUGCAUGGGGUUCCCUUUGGGGCUGUGGGAGCACAGGAGGGGGGCCCA
Molecule: messenger RNA, 1503 nt
Organism: Passer montanus (Eurasian tree sparrow)
Lineage: Eukaryota; Metazoa; Chordata; Aves; Passeriformes; Passeridae
Gene: NPRL2
Product: NPR2 like, GATOR1 complex subunit
Exons: 11
Coding region: 72-1208 (378 amino acids)
Biological process (GO): cellular response to amino acid starvation; negative regulation of TORC1 signaling; positive regulation of autophagy
Cellular component (GO): GATOR1 complex; vacuolar membrane
Molecular function (GO): GTPase activator activity
Source: RefSeq, a predicted model, not a curated record